UGUUACAUCCCAUAUAAAAUAGUGGACGCAGAAAGUCUCAGACAGUGCAUCCAGGCAUCAGAAAUGCAUCUCAAAUGUGCCUACUUUCUUAUGGUCCUGUUCAUUGUGGUUUAUGGUCAGAAUUAUCCACCAUCUGAUGUGCAUUGGAUCAAUCAAUAUCGGCAAGGUUUCAACUUCCAGUGCCCUGACGGGGAAGCUUUGGUAGUAAUACAGAGUUACUAUGAUAAAAGUGAAGGCUCUGACAGACUUUGGAGUUUCGAAUGCCAGCCCACACCCGAGGAUAUGGGACAGCCGACAGAAUGUUGGUGGGAUGAUAUUCUGCUAGCUGGUUCGGAAUGGUACCACACUUGUACAAACAAUGGUAUUGUAGCAGGAGUACAAAGCCGAUACUUUGAGAGUGUUCUGGAUCGGGACUGGCAGUUCCUCUGCUGCAGAUACAGCAGAAGAUGCCCUUAUGAAUGCAGGCUCACAACUGAUGUACCCGAGUUUUAUGAAGAAGAAGGACAUUUUGUCAUGCCACAAUAUGGCUAUUUCAUCAGGGGAGCCUCAACCACCUUCACUGGUGUCCUGAGGGAUCGUCAAUGGAAAUACGUAAUCUGUCAGAUGACAAGAUUUAACUGCGAUUUUGACAACCUGUAGAAGUUACAAGCUGAACAUUGACAUUGUCCAUGGAACAUGAUCUGUUUACCUGAGAUGCCUCCUAUUAAAAAAAACCCUUCUGUUCUCUAAACUAUAGUUUCUUUUUUUAAAAAUGCAAUUAUAUAAGAACAGCAUUGCAACAAUAGUAUUUUCUGGCAGAAACAUGGUUAACAUGUGAUCAUCCUUCAACUAGAGAAAGCAGGAGAGAUUUUCUGGAACAUUGGAUUGCCUGAACACAAUGAAUUAUUGGAGAACCAAGUGGGUUGGAGUACAUACUUGUAAAGGAAUCCACCCAAUCUUCCUCAGUUACUUUAAGCAGAAGGAAAUUGGCUCUUGCAAUUUCACCUGAGAACACUAAUGUACCCACCAACUUUUUUGAUAUUCAUUGUACCAGGGAAUUGAAUGAAUCUGGGUAUGGACUCUCCUCCCAUGUAGGCACCUACUGAUUUUAAGAGCCAGUGUUUGGAAAGCAUUGUGGUAAUGAAUGUUCAGUUCAAACCAGGAAAAUGUAAAUCUUUAGUUAGUGCUGAUGACCUACAAGCCUGCUGUGAUCUUUUCAAUAAUGUUAUCAACCCUGAUUGCAAGCAACGUUACAUGCAAAUCAAAGCUUUCAUAUCUCCUGAGAAAAUAAUUUAGAAGCUUUCUUAUUCUCCCUCCUUGUGUUAAAGAUAAAUUGAGCCAAACUCAAAUAUGCAACUAAAAUAUUUAUACUUAACCAGAUGCCUUGAUAGGAUUGCAUGAAGGAUACAUAGUGUACAUUGUACAAAAGUAACCUCAGUAAAACUUUAGAACUGACUAUGACUGUUUUACUAAGACAAGCUGUCCACAUUGCAGGUGAAAGGAGCCUGACUUACAAACUGCAAUGGUGUGAAGCCCAAAUUGCCAAAUAAGGUAAAAAUCCAAUCUGGAUAUUAACAAUGAACACAUUAAAACAUUUGUGUGUAACUUUUUUCACAGGAUGGAAUUCUGUCUUCAUUGACGUUACUUAUGGUUUGAUGGAUACUACAGUUAAUAACGUUCAAGUAACACACAAAUACAUUUUCCGUUGAAGGAAUUAAGUAAUUAAUUCAAACCCUGCUCAAUGGCCUGAAAUUCCACUUGAAUUCAAGACAAGAUCCCAAAAAGAUUUGUGUGGUUCAGAUUGCUUCCUCCCUAUUUUGUGGUUGAUGGAGCCAGAGUUGGAACUUCUGGCUGAUAUCAAUGGAAUGUGCCUAUGAGAUUUUUCACCAGUAUGUCCUGAGCACUGGCAUGAGUUUUGUUGAAGUAAUUUAAAAGAAACAAAAGCUUUACCAAGCAAAGGUAAUCAGUUCUAGUGGGGAUCAAUCAUCUUAACCAUCUUCUGGAAAAGGUUUUGAUCUCAGGCCUUUAUGUGGGUCACAGACUUAGAUGAUUUCAGUCAUGCUGGUGCCUGCUGAUGGAUCUGGUUGGGUGCCAUUGAAAUAUCACUCACAGGCUUUAAUGGUGAACAGACGUUACUUAGAUUACCCCAUCCUUGCAUUGUGGGAUGGGACCCAGGGCACUGAGCAUGGGUCCUCUUCUGUCUGAAUUUGCUGGGCUUCAGCUGGUGGAGCAGGUCGAUGGGAAUGGCACCUUCAAAAGAUCUCAUAUUCCGCAAUGCAUUUUCUGAACUAUAUGCACACUGCUGGCAAUGACAUAAAAUAUACAUGGUAGUUAUUCAUCUAGUAUUCUCCUUUAAAUGAAUGUCUAAAUGAACAAGACUAUAACUGUUCAAACUUAGUUCUGGUUGCAGUUUAUAUAUAUCCAAUGUUGUUCUCUAACAUUUGCUUACUUCUGCUUAAUUAAACAAAAUUAACUGGUA
Molecule: messenger RNA, 2458 nt
Organism: Pristis pectinata (smalltooth sawfish)
Lineage: Eukaryota; Metazoa; Chordata; Chondrichthyes; Rhinopristiformes; Pristidae
Gene: dpt
Product: dermatopontin
Exons: 4
Coding region: 64-639 (191 amino acids)
Biological process (GO): collagen fibril organization
Cellular component (GO): extracellular matrix
Molecular function (GO): extracellular matrix structural constituent
Source: RefSeq, a predicted model, not a curated record